Sugiyamaella lignohabitans is the source of this 4197-nucleotide messenger RNA. RefSeq names its product histone acetyltransferase TRA1 (gene TRA1). Lineage: Eukaryota; Fungi; Ascomycota; Dipodascomycetes; Dipodascales; Trichomonascaceae. The record is from RefSeq and is a predicted model, not a curated record. Gene Ontology annotation, biological process: DNA repair; regulation of DNA-templated transcription. Gene Ontology annotation, molecular function: protein binding; transcription coregulator activity. Gene Ontology annotation, cellular component: nucleus; SAGA complex; NuA4 histone acetyltransferase complex. The transcript has a single exon. The coding region runs from base 1 to 4197 and encodes 1398 amino acids.
AUGAUGGCAUCGUCUUUGGUGAGCUAUAAAGCUAGCGCUGUAGAUAGUUCUCUGCCGGCCAUAAUGAAGGUCUUUGGUAAGCUCUGUAAAGAUCACACCUCGCCCCCAUCUAGUGAAGCCGAUGCUGUUAACAAUAGUACUACUGCAAAUGGAACUUCUAGUACCGCUGCUCCAGCUUCUGGCGCAUCGGCCAACGGGGGCACUACUGCUGGAGCCAGUAGUGCCAGUGCCGAAAAUGCUGCCACCGAAAUCGAUCCCAAACAAGUGGUUGUAUUGUUAGAGAAGAUCUUAGAUUUGGCGUCUUUGAGAAUCUCAUAUCUGGGAGACCAGAGAAGAGUAUUCUUGUCUUUGAUUGCUCAACUCAUCGAGAGAUCAAAGGACCAUUCUAUUUGCGCAAAAAUCAUCAAGAUUACGCGCAACUGGGUAUUUUCAAAGACUGAUCUCUUCCCUACUACUAAAGAAAAGGCAGCAAUUCUGUCAAAGAUGAUGGCUUUCGAGAGUAGGGGUGAUCCAGAAUUAACAAAAGAGUUCUACUCUAUUGUUGUCAGCAUUUACGAUGAUCCUGCUUUAGCCAGAUCUGAAUUGUCUGUUAGAAUGGAGCAUGCGUUUUUGAUUGGUACUCGUCUGGCAGAUUACAAGACUCGCCACAGACUGAUGACUAUUCUUAGUGAAAGCAUUGAUACUAAUAUCUUGAAGAGGUUACAAUAUGUUAUUGGAGAACAAAACUGGGAGUACAUUGGAGAAUCGCAAUGGCUGAAUCAAGCCCUCCAGAUCCUGUAUGGUGGUAUCAAAGAGGAUGUUCCUUUGAAAUUGAGGAACAAUGACUUCAUGUUGGCCCCAUUACAUUCCAUUAGCGAUGCACUACCAAGUGGUACGUUAGAGGCUGCCGCAAAAGAGGACGUUAGUGACGAUUUGGAGGCGUUUGUCCGCCGUAGAAAAGAAUUCGUCAAAGAAGUGUCUACCGCAGCCACAGUGUCAUCUUUCUUUGGACCAUUGGUUGAGCUUCAGUAUCAAAGUCCUGAACUUGUUCACAAAAUGUGGAUAAAUAUGUUUCAGGUUGUUUAUGUCAAUGUUCCAAGAAAAGAUAGAACUGAAAUGAUGAGGGCACUGAUUAUCUUGCUAUCCAAAGAUUACCACAAUAGACAGGUGGAUGCAAGACCAAAUGUAGUUCAAACUUUGUUAGAGGGUGUGGGUACUGUUGAACAACUUCCCCCUCAACUUGUCAAGUACAUGGGUAUUGCAUUCAAUGCCUGGCAUCCUGCUAUGCAGAUAUUGGAAAACAUUGAAGCACAUCCUCAACGCGAGAGUUUGAAGGUCAGCGAGAGUAAUUUGGACGCUUUGGCAGAGCUUUAUGCUGGCUUACAAGACGAUGACAUGUUCUAUGGAUUGUGGAGACGGCGUGCCAAUUACACAGAAACAAACUCUGGUCUUUCUUAUGAACAAUGUGGUAUGUUAGGUAGAGCCAUGCAGAUGUACGAGGCAGCCCAGAUCAGAGCUCGAAGUGGUGUUCUUCCAUAUGGAGAGUCUGAAUAUGGUCUCUGGGAAGAUCACUGGAUUAUCAGUGCCCAGAAGCUGCAACAAUGGGAUAUCUUAACUGAAUUGGCUAAGCAUGAAGGAUUUACCGAUCUCUUACUCGAGUGUGGAUGGAGAGUCGCUGAUUGGACUGCUGAUAGAGAACCUCUUGAGCAAUCUAUCAAGACUGUUAUGGACGUUCCUACCCCAAGACGACAAGUGUUUGAGACCUUUUUGUGUUUGCAAGGAUAUGCCCAGAAGACUGAGACGGUUCAAGAGUUAUCUAAGUAUUGCGAUGAGGGAAUUCAAUUGGCUCUCCGCAAAUGGUAUGGACUGCCGACCAACAUUACUGGUGCCCAUAUUCCACUGUUGCAUACCUUUCAACAGUAUGUUGAGUUCAUGGAGGCUAGCCAAGUGUACAGUAGUUUGGCUUCUACAACAGCGCAGAACUUGGACGCCAAGUCUCAAGAAUUGAAGGGUGUGUUACAGGCAUGGAGAGAAAGGUUGCCUAAUCUUUGGGAUGAUAUUAAUAUAUGGGGUGAUCUUGUUACCUGGCGACAACAUGCUUUUGGAGUUAUUAACAAGGUGUAUUUGCCAUUGAUUCCGUCUUUGAAUCAAGCUAACGGUAACAACAAUUCAACCAAUUCUUAUGCUUACAGAGGCUAUCACGAAAUCGCUUGGAUCAUCAACCGAUUUGCCCAUGUUGCCAGGAAGCAUAACAUGCCAGACGUUUGUAUCAGUCAGUUGACUAAAAUUUACACACUGCCCAAUAUCGAGAUCCAAGAGGCGUUCCUCAAGUUACGUGAACAGGCCAAAUGCCACUAUCAGAAUCCUAAUGAGAUGAACACAGGUUUGGAUGUUAUUAGCAACACCAACUUGGUAUAUUUCGGUGCUCAACAGAAAGCAGAGUUUUUCACUCUCAAGGGAAUGUUCUUGGCAAAAUUGAAUGCCAUGGAUGAUGCAAACCAGGCGUUUGCUACUGCUGUUCAGAUUGACUUGUACUUGCCAAAGGCGUGGGCUGAAUGGGGAUAUUUCAAUGAUCGAAGAUUCAGAGAACGACCUGAGGAGUUACUGUAUGCUAGCAAUGCCAUUAGUUGCUAUUUACAGGCAGCUGGCCUAUACAAGAAUAGCAAGACUAGAAAGCUGCUCGGCCGUAUUUUAUGGCUCAUUAGUUUAGAUGAUGCCAAUGGAUCAAUUGCACAGGCGUUUGAUACUUAUCGUGGAGAGGUUCCUGUCUGGUACUGGAUCACAUAUAUUCCUCAAUUGCUGACAUCGCUUUCUCACAAAGAAGCUAGAUUAGCGCGCCAUGUUUUGAUCAAGAUUGCUAAGAGUUAUCCACAGGCACUUCAUUUCCAUUUGAGAACGACCAAGGAGGACUACGCAAUUAUCCAAAGACAAGCCAUGCAAGCAGCCCAGAACGCCAGCCAAAGAGCUGGUCAGCAACCGGGUGGUGCUGCUGGUGGUGGUUCAUCAGCUGGUACACCUAAUCCUGCAUCUUCCAGUCCAGGACCUGGUGCUGCCGCUGGCUCCCCGGUUCCACAAGCCUUUGCUGGUGGGGCUGGAGCUGGAGCCACUGGUCCUAAUGGCCAGCCUAGUGCUAAUAGACAACCAUGGGAACAUGUGGAUGAGAUUAUGGGUAUUCUUAAGACUGCUUACCCUCUCUUGGCAUUGUCUUUAGAAACAUUUGUCGAUCAGAUCUAUCAUCGCUUUAAGAGUCCUGCCGAUGAAGAUGCUUACAGACUGAUUGUUGCUCUAUUCAAUGAUGGCGUGCAAUAUAUGGGAAGACUUACUUAUCCAAAAGAAGAUGCGAAGUUACCUCCUGCAACAGAAACCAAUAUCACAAGGUUUGCUGAGAGUGUCUUACCCAAGCACAUAAAACCAGCAUUUGAAAAGGACUUUGUGGCGGAGAAACCAAAUCUCGAGACUUAUGUCAUGAAGUUAAGAAAAUGGAGAGAUAGAUUUGAGGCGAAACUUGAUGCGAGACCAGACAAGAUCAACUUGGAAUCUCUAAGUCCUCCACUCUGUGAAUUCCAUUACCAGAAGUUCGAGGACGUGGAGGUACCUGGACAAUAUUUCGAACACAAGGAUAACAAUAUGCAUUUUAUCAAAAUUGAAAGAUUUAUGCCUACAGUGGAUGUUGUCCGAGGAUCUGGCGUUUGCUACCGAAGAUUGUCAAUUCGUGGUCAUGACGGUAGUAUUCAUCCAUUUGCAGUGCAAUAUCCGGCAGCACGACAUUGUCGUCGUGAAGAGCGGGUGGCGCAAUUGUUCAAGAUCCUUAAUGGUGUUAUUGCUCGUAGAAAGGAAAGUAGACGUCGUAAUCUCCAGUUCACUUUACCCGUUGCUAUUCCUCUUACUACACAUAUCCGGAUUGUCCAGGAUGAUCCACGGUACAUUUCAAUGCAUUCUAUCUACGAGAAUUACUGUAAGAGAAUUGGCCAAAGUCGCGACGCACCAUUGGACUUUUCUACCAAACAGCUUAGAGCAGCCUUUGAUGUUAAGCUUCCUAAGCCAGAUAUUGCUGCUGUCAAGUUGGAAAUUCUCACUGCCAUUCAAGCGACUCUGGUUCCAUCUUCUAUUAUGCGCGAUGUAAGUAUAUCGGCUUUUUCAAAAGUCCUGAAAUUAUAUUUUGUCAUGGUAUCUAACAAAACUUUAGUAUUUCUGUACUGCAUACUCUUCAUUUGUUGA